AUGUGUUGCUCGAGGAAAUCUUCCUCCGCCUCCGCCGCCUGCCCCUCCUCCCACCGCAUCAUCGCCGACCAUGCCUUCUUGCGCCGCUACCGCGCCCUCCACCCACCACCUCUCAUCGGCAUUCUCGACAACCAGAAACACUUCAUCCCAGCACAGCCGCCGCACCCCUCCGCCCUCGCUGCCCGCGCCUUCACCGGCUUCGAUUUCUCUUGCUCCUCCUUACUCCCCUCCACCGCCGGCCGUACCUGGAGUCCAAUUGACUUCUUUGACGGACGUGUCCUCCUAGCCAGCGUCCCAGUCAGAAAUUUUGUUGGCAGACACAUCCUCUUGGGCUCCAAAGUGGACGGCAAAAGUUUGGUCAGGAAGUUCAUCGUGUGCGACCCGGUGCACCGUCGGUAUAUCAUGCUGCCCGCCAUCCCCGUUGACCUGAACGCGCUGGUCCAUAAACAGGAACUCCUCGGUCAGGAGAUUUUCCUUGCUCCCGGUGAGGACAAGGAAGACCCAUUGUCAUUCCGGGUGAUAUGCUUGGUGCAAUGCAGAAUGAAUCUGUUGCUUCUGGUCUUCUCCUCGUUGAAUGGACAAUGGCAUGUUCUUACUUCUGACCAAUGGGGUGCUUCGCUGUCCAGUCGUCAAUUCGUCCAUGGAUGCUUCUAUUGGCAUUUGCAAUUGCGGAACGAGUUACUUGUGCUUGACUUGCACGCAAUGGAGUUUUCUACUGUCAACCUCCAAUCUGAGUCACUAGGGAGUAAAAGUUUCCUCCUUGUCGAGGCAGAAAAAGGAAUGCUCGGGAUGCUCACUGUAGGUAACGGCUAUGAUAAGGACAUCAAAGAUCGUCGAUAUUGGCUCGCGUAUUCUAUUCUGACAAAUAACCAAUGGCAUUUGGAGAAGGUCAUCCCGUUACCGGUAAAGGAUGUGCGUCUGGUUCGUGCAGCCGGGGGAUACCUGCUCAUGUACACGGUGCACUUAAAAUCUUCUCAAGGCCAGCUGGAGUUUCGAUACUUUUCGGUGGACCUUAAGACUUUCCAGGUCGAGUUGUUCACUGCAGUUUGCAAGCACUUUCCUGGACGACUGUACGCUGGUUUCCAAAACCACCUGGACGACUCUGAUCUGGAUGCUGAUGCCAUGUCGAAGAAGAGAAGAGUUUGUUCCUCCAUGCGCCUUGUGGUCUAG
This is a messenger RNA of Triticum aestivum (bread wheat), 1170 nucleotides long. RefSeq lists its product as uncharacterized. The coding region runs from base 1 to 1170 and encodes 389 amino acids. The record is from RefSeq and is a predicted model, not a curated record. The transcript has 5 exons. NCBI's taxonomy places the organism in Eukaryota, Viridiplantae, Streptophyta, Magnoliopsida, Poales, Poaceae.